ACAGUGUGUGUCUCCUCUUUAAGAGGAGGCUUUCCCCUCAGUCUGACAACAGUCUCAUCUGGGUCCAAGCUGGUGACACAGACGUGAUCUCUCUUCAUUUCUCUUCUGGGUGAACGUGAACUCUGAGUUAUGGCUCGUCUGGAUCAGGUCAUUACAAACAUUGUAGAUGUAUUUCUGGAGUAUGCUGAUGAUGAAGGCAAGAAACGACAGCUUAACAAAGAGGAGUUAAAGAAGGUGUUCGAGCAAGAAAUACAAAGCCCUGAGUUAAAGGGUAAAAUCAAUGCAAAUGACAUUGAGGAAGCUAUGGAGACGAUGGAUAAAAACCAUGAUGGUGAGGUCAACUUCCGAGAGUUUUGCCGGUGUGUGUGUGACCUGGCCAAAUGCUACUACCACAAGAAGACGGGCAAGGGAGGCAAGAAAUCCAAGGGCAAAGAACAAGAAGAGGAACAAUAAGACUUAAGAUUCAAACUCUUAAAAUGUUUGUGGGACCAUAAUAUAUUUUAAAAAAAUAUGCUAUUCAUAUGGCAUACACACAACAUAGAUGUAAUAUAUCACACUGCCUAGAACCCUGAAAACAGAUGCUGUUGGUAUCAAGCCAUUUGCACACGUUUCUUGUGUCUUAAACUUGCAUGCAAAAUGUGAUAUUCAUUGUUUUUGUCUCUCCAUAACCUGUUUUCAAAGAAGUUUCCAUUCAAUACCUGAAGUGAAAAUAAAUAAAAACUAGAACAUUU
This is a messenger RNA of Seriola dumerili (greater amberjack), 731 nucleotides long. RefSeq names its product protein S100-G-like (gene s100w). The transcript has 3 exons. Lineage: Eukaryota; Metazoa; Chordata; Actinopteri; Carangiformes; Carangidae. Bases 130 to 453 code for a protein of 107 amino acids. The record is from RefSeq and is a predicted model, not a curated record. Gene Ontology annotation, molecular function: calcium ion binding; transition metal ion binding.